Messenger RNA from Schistosoma mattheei, 590 nucleotides. Lineage: Eukaryota; Metazoa; Platyhelminthes; Trematoda; Strigeidida; Schistosomatidae. The record is from the annotation of a GenBank genome assembly.
AUGGACGCCACGGGGACGUACUACGUACACGUCGAUACUAGCCGGUGCUCGUGUCCAUUCUUCAUUGAAAACGGAUUACCAUGCCGUCACAUAUUGGCUUACUGCACACACAGUAACACCGAUGUGAACGUACAGUCAAUUUGUGACAGGUGGUUACACUAUGAUGGUUAUCUGACUCAUAUUGCAGUUGAAAAUUAUUUCCCAAUGCAAUUGAGUCAGCCAAGCAUGAAGAAUGCAGUGAUAGCGUUAGUCAGGCGAAUGUCGGAGGAACAAUGCAGUUCACUUCAUGACUUCAUAGUUCACGGUAGACUACCAACAACGCCAGUAAACUUGCAUGGAGAACAGCAUUCGUACACCCUUUCAAGAACCUCGACCAACGUAGCAGUGCCGUUUAUACAACGAGGAACUGUUGAUUUGGAUGAAACGCUCAGUAACGAUAAGGAGGAAGUAAUUUCUAUUAACUCCGAAGAGUUAACUGAACGGGACAUCGAAAAUGAAGAAGAGGAUGACGAGAAUGGACUCUGCGACAUCUAUAAUCUUGCGCAGCCUACGUGUGAAACCGGUGAUGCGGUUGGUUGGGUUUUCUGUAG